AUGACAGUUGCCCAGUACGAGGCAGAGUUUGUUGCCUUGUCCAGAUAUGCUCCUGAGAGGGUGACACCAGAGACUCACACGGUUAGUAAGUUUGAGAGGGGCCUGAGAUCAGAGAUCAGACAUGCUAUGGCUGGUGUCCGAGUAGAUGAUUUUCCUUCGGUGGUGAGACGUGCUCAUGCGAUAGAGAGGAGUAUUCAAGAAGCCAAAAUGGAGCAGGUAGCCAAGACAGUGGUCAUGGGAAAGACAAGAGGGAACAAUAGCAAAAAGCGAAGAUGGGAUUCUAGUUCUAGUAAUAGAACAGUUAAGGCUACAGCAUGCAAGACAGGUGGAAGAUGGCAUCGAGGACAGUGUAAGAUAGCACAGGGUAAUGUGUGCUACCAUUGUGUGCAGCCAGGUCAUAUGAGAAAAGAUUAUCCGCGGAGGUCAGGUGUAGCAUCUAGCCAGGGAAUCACGUGUUAUCGUUGUGGUCAGCCAGGUCACACAUCCAGAGUAUGUAGACAGCCAGCACCAGUUGAGGGACAGAGGACUAGGGGUUCAGAUCAGAAGCCAGCACAAAAAUCUACAGCAACUAGAGGGCGGGGAGCAGCUUCUCGACCUGCCAUUACUGAUAGCCCCCAGGUAUCAAGCAGGGUGUUUGCAUUAUCAGCAGCAGAGGCUGAGGGAGGCAAUGAGACUGUACAAGGAAGGGAAGUGGUGUUGGAUUGUGAGAUUGUAGUCUGUGAAAGAGUUAUGCCUGGUGAUCUAGUAGUGUUAGCCAUUCAGAACUUUGAUCUUUUAUUAGGCAUGAACUGGCUAUCUCGACAUUAUGCUAAGGUCGAUUGUCGACAUAAAGGGAUCACUUUUGAGCCUCCCGAUCAGUUAGAGAUUAUGUACCGAGGAGUUAAGCCCGUUGUGGCGACACCUAUGAUCUUAGUGAUGCGAGCAGAGAAGCUGAUCCAACAGGGGUGUGAGGCAUACUUAGCUUUUGUGACAGUUACUCCUGGGGAGAGGAAGGAGUUAGCUGAUCUUCCUAUUGUUCGGGAUUUAUCGGACGUAUUUUCGAAGGAGUUGCCGAGCUUACCACCCUACAGGGAGAUUGACUUUUCCAUUGAGUUACUGCCAGGCACUCAACCCAUUUCUAGGACUCCUUAUCGCAUGGCUGCCAACGAAUUAAAAGAGUUAAAGGUGUAA
This is a messenger RNA of Diospyros lotus (date-plum), 1170 nucleotides long. RefSeq lists its product as uncharacterized. The coding region runs from base 1 to 1170 and encodes 389 amino acids. The transcript has 2 exons. The record is from RefSeq and is a predicted model, not a curated record. NCBI's taxonomy places the organism in Eukaryota, Viridiplantae, Streptophyta, Magnoliopsida, Ericales, Ebenaceae. Gene Ontology annotation, molecular function: nucleic acid binding; zinc ion binding.